Molecule: messenger RNA, 916 nt
Organism: Contarinia nasturtii (swede midge)
Lineage: Eukaryota; Metazoa; Arthropoda; Insecta; Diptera; Cecidomyiidae
Product: protein claret segregational-like
Exons: 3
Biological process (GO): microtubule-based movement
Cellular component (GO): kinesin complex; microtubule
Molecular function (GO): microtubule motor activity; microtubule binding; ATP hydrolysis activity
Source: RefSeq, a predicted model, not a curated record
AUGUUUGCAGUGAAUCUUUGCUCAUACGAUACCAUUAACAGUGAGAUCAUCGAUAUUAAUAAGGAUGGCGUUGUUAAAUUCACCGAUUAUCAACAACGCGUUUGUUGGUUAUAUUUCAACGAAGUGUUCAAUGGCGUUUCUUCUGAAGCUAAGUUUAACAGCAUGAAGUCAAAUUUAAAAUCAUUCAUCGAUGGCAAAACCGUUUGUAUAUUGACUCACGGCAGUACAGGCAGCGGAAAAUCGUGCACUAUGUUUGGAUUUGGCAAUGAAGUUGGAAUUUUGCAUCAAUCGGUUUCAGAAAUAUUGAAGUGCGGAACAAUUGUUUUGACAGUGUUUGAGAUUAUUGAUAAAGAUCGUUUUGAUUUAAUCGUCAAUGAUGGUAUUAAAAUACGAAUGACCAAUGACUCGAAACCAAAUACAAAACAAAUUCAAUCAUCUGAUGAAUUCAGUCAAACAUUUCAGCAGGUAUUAGCGUUAAGAGCUCAAAAAUCGACCGAUCAAAAUGCCACAUCAUCAAGAUCACACUUGAUCGUCAAAAUUUCGUUGAAAAACAAUUCGAAUUGCAUCGUUUUUGCCGAUUUGGCUGGUUUUGAAAGUGCCAAAAAUAAAGAGAAUCUUUCUGAAACACAAUUCAUAAAUUCGUCACUUUCGGGGUUCAACCAAGUGAUGCUGAGCAUGUCACGAAAUGAAAAGCCCAAUUUUAAGGCGAAUACUUUGACAAAGUGUCUUCAACCAUUCAUAAAUGCAAACGCCGUGAUGUUCUACCACGUGAAUGCUUAUUCAAUGAAAACGUCCCUUGAAAUGAUCAAGGACAUCAUGGCAUCUCAAAAAGGACAAAAAAGAUUAAAACCCCAAGCAUCUUCGCAACCAAACAAGAUUCAACCGAUGAGUAACAACGGAACACUUACACAAUUGA